AUGGCAGUUGUCAUUGUCUGUGUCAAAUGCCUGGGCAAGAAAAGAUACACCAAGUACCAGCUGGAUGCAAUAAAAGAAGACCUAGAGAAAAACAAGAAACACCCCAAGUUGCUGGUCCAAAUCCCAAUGUUCAACGAGAAAGAGGUUUAUAAGCUCUCAAUUGGAGCUGCAUGCGGGUUAUCUUGGCCAUCAGAUCGGCUCAUCGUACAGGUUCUUGAUGACUCCACCAAUGAAGCAUUACGGACAAUGGUGGAACUAGAAUGCCGAAAAUGGAUAGAGAAAGGGGUGAAUGUCAAGUACGAGACAAGGAACAACAGGAACGGGUACAAGGCUGGAGCCCUCCGAGAGGGUCUAAAGAAGCAUUACGUGAACGAUUGUGAAUUUGUUGUCAUCUUCGACGCUGAUUUUCAGCCAGCAGAAGAUUAUCUAUGGAGAACUGUCCCCUACCUACUUGAAAAUCCAGAGUUGGCCUUGGUCCAAGCCAGGUGGAAAUUUGUGAAUGCAGAUGAAUGUCUAAUGACGCGCCUCCAGGAGAUGUCACUACACUAUCACUUCAGUGUUGAACAAGAAGUGGGCUCCUCAACAUGUUCAUUCUUCGGAUUCAAUGGUUGUCGGCAAAGUCUAUUUCACUUUACAGAAUUUUGUAUAUAGUAAGAAAUUUUUA
This is a messenger RNA of Erythranthe guttata (spotted monkey flower), 664 nucleotides long. Its product is annotated as glucomannan 4-beta-mannosyltransferase 1-like. Lineage: Eukaryota; Viridiplantae; Streptophyta; Magnoliopsida; Lamiales; Phrymaceae. The record is from RefSeq and is a predicted model, not a curated record. Gene Ontology annotation, cellular component: Golgi apparatus. Gene Ontology annotation, molecular function: mannan synthase activity.